AUGCAGACUGCUUCUACAAACAUUUGUGAAAGAAUGUGCAAUACGUCCAUCCGUGAAAUUUCCUUGCUACUAAAUAUUCCAUGGUCAACUGUUAGUGGUAGUAGAACAAAGUGGAAACAACUGGGAAAGACAGCAACUCAGCCACAAAGUGGUAGGCCAUGUAAAAUGACAGAACGGGGUCAGCGCAUGCUGAAGUGCACAGAAGUCACUGUCUGCAGAGUCAAUAGCUAAAGACCUCCAAACUUUGUGUGGCCUUCAGAUUAGCACAACAACCGUGCGUAGAGAGCUUCAUGGAAUGGGUUUCUAUGGCCAAGCAGCUGCAUCCAAGCACUUACAUCACCAAGUGCAAUGCAAAGAGUUUGAUGCAGUGGUGUAAAGCACACCGCCACUGUACUUUAG
Staurois parvus is the source of this 399-nucleotide messenger RNA. Lineage: Eukaryota; Metazoa; Chordata; Amphibia; Anura; Ranidae. The record is from the annotation of a GenBank genome assembly.